Molecule: messenger RNA, 3927 nt
Organism: Chelmon rostratus (copperband butterflyfish)
Lineage: Eukaryota; Metazoa; Chordata; Actinopteri; Chaetodontiformes; Chaetodontidae
Gene: exd3
Product: exonuclease 3'-5' domain containing 3
Exons: 21
Coding region: 126-2795 (889 amino acids)
Biological process (GO): nucleobase-containing compound metabolic process
Molecular function (GO): 3'-5' exonuclease activity; nucleic acid binding
Source: RefSeq, a predicted model, not a curated record
UAUUUAUGCGAUUGGUACAUUUUCCACACAAAUGAAACUAGCUAGGCACUACAGUCUACCUGGCAAUAGUUGGCUGGAAGCUAAUAGUACAUGAGUGACAGCAGCGCAUCAUACUGUGGACAGAAAUGAGCCAUACUACUCCGGAGGCAGUGGGUCUUGACCCUGCCGUGCUGAGAGACGAACUCUUUGAGCAAUGGAACAGCAAAGAUCUGCAGACGCUCCAUCUGGCAGCCCUCCAGGGUUUUUCAAAGCUGGCUGAGCCUCUAGAGGACUUGCUAACAAUCCUGGAGGGCUGUCCAGGCAAACAGAAAGGUCGGAGCCAAACCCUCGGCCAUCACAUCCUCAUGAAAUUCCAGACGUGGAUGAAGGAACAUCCGCAGGUGACCCUGAGCUCACUGUCAGAGCAGCAAGCAGGGGCGCUCCAACAGCGGGCUCUGAACUUACUAAGAGAUACCCAGCCCAGCUUUUUAGACGGUCUCAUGAACAUCUACCAACUCAACACCCUGGAUCCGGCCAUACUCCGACUCCACAUUGUGAGGUUGCAGGCUCAAAACUGCUACAAAGAGGCAGCAGAGCUCAGCAUAAAGCUGAAACUACAGAAAGACCUGAAUAUGGAGGAGAUGUGUGUACCGCUAAUCUUGCAGAACAAGUUGCUAUUGGCAGAGUCCUUUGUCACAGGCCACAGUCACCUAGAACAACAAUUGGUCACACUGCUAGAUUCGUGGUGCCACCCCAGCUUCCGUGUGGAGGAGAUAAGCAAGCAGUUCCCUCGCCUCUCGCUGUCCAAAGAGUGCAUGGGCCAGAUCCAGCCCAAAAUGCUCACCAAACAAGUCUUCCGACUCGUGGAGAAAUUCAACAUUGACCGAGGACUAUGUCCCAAUGCUCUGCAGAAGAGGAGAUUGGACUCUUUGCGUUUCCUCAUGUUCAAGAGGUUUGUGGAGAAAAGCAUGACCGAGGAGAACUGGAGCGACCUUGUAGAGUACGUAGUGGCAGAUGACCCUGAGCUGCAUGUCCAGCUGGUGGAGAUGUUGGUGAAGUACUGCGGUCUCCGGAAAGCCUCUCAGUGGUCACUGAGAUACAAAAUCCCCAGAUAUCGACUUCCCUAUGGUGUAUGGGAAACGCAACAGAGUCUACCGCCUCAUGCACAACAGAUACGUCUGAGUGAUUCAGCACAGACUGAGGAGUGGAUGCCGUCUCAGUCUCACUGUCAGAAGUUCUACCAGGUGCCACUCACCAAAGACAAGAUCCAUUUGGUGGACACACCGGAAGCUCUCCAGAGAUGUCGAAGCAUUGUGCUGAAGGAAGGUGGUGUAGUGGGAGUUGACAUGGAGUGGCAGCCAACGUUUGGCUGUAUCUCAACUCAGCAAGUUGCCCUGAUACAGCUUGCACUUUCUGACCAGGUUUUUUUACUGGACCUCUGUGAAGAGAGAUUCUGUCAACACCCAGAUACUGUUAGUUUAAUCAGGAGCUUUUUUUCUGCAAAAAAUGUUCUUAAACUCGGUUAUGGUAUGUCAGGCGAUCUCAAGUGUCUCUUGGCCACCUGGCACCAGUUAUUAGAGGAGCCAUUGAAGAUGGAGGGGAUGCUUGAUCUUCUAAAUGUACACCAGAAGAUCCAGCGUGGUAAGGUCAAGAGGACUCAAAAUGGACCAAGCGAGGUUCUGGUAGGAGAGGACACUGCAGAGAAAGGCCUCAGUCUGCUGGUACAACAGGUCCUGGGAAAGCCCCUGGACAAGACAGACCAGAUGUCCAACUGGGAGAAACGGCCACUGCGCAUCAGCCAAAUUAGAUAUGCAGUGGCUGAUGCCUAUUGUUUGCUGGAUGUGUACUCUGUCCUCUCCAGCAACCCAGCAGACUUUGGGCUACCGGCUGACCUGUGCAGCAUCUCUUCAAGCCAAUCAGAGAAGGGUGGAGAAAAGAAGCAGAAAGACAAAGAGAAACAGGCCAAGCAGAAGAAACAGGCCCACGGCGUAGAGGAAUGUCAGGGGGCUCAAAGGGUCAGUCCCCCUCACACUGACACAGAGAAAGGCCUCCUGUGUGGCAAGAAGCCCCCAGAAGACACCCCCCCUCUGCCCCCCCAGCAGUUGCGGGUUGUGUGUGACAACAUGCUGCAGGGACUCGGGAGGUACCUGCGCUGUUUAGGAGUCGACGUGGUCAUGUUGGAGAACACUGAUGACCACAGAGUAGCAGCAAAGUUAGCUCAAGCUGAAGGCCGUGUCAUACUCACCUGUGGACAACCGUUCCAAAGUCUGCGGUCCCAGGUAGGCGAGGGUCGCUGUCUGUCACUCGACUGUUCAGAGAAGGCCAGGGACCAAGCUGUUCGAGUCCUCAGACACUUCAAUGUCCAGCCCACUACCAGCGAUAUAUUCAGCCGCUGCCAGGCGUGUAACAGUGAUCAGUACAUGGCGGUGCCCAGGAAGGACAUGAUGAGGAUGCUUAAACAGAAAGGAUUUUUGCAGGACAACGCUGACCACACACAACAGCAGGAUGAGGAGAUGACCCACGGUGUGACCCCUGACCUCCCCAGGUAUGCCCUUCACUGUCAAUGGGCCCCCCUUUCAGGUCUGGACCCCGACACCCUGACCUUUCCCAGUGGGGCACAAAUACAGCUCCACACCGUGCCCCCCGGCCUCCUGCCGAGGAUACCGAUCUUCUAUGUCUGCACCAGAUGUGGCAAGGUGUUCUGGGAAGGCUCUCACUUCGGCCGUGUCCUUUCCAUGUUUCAGGAUGUCUUCCACAUAGAUGACACUGAAUCCGCUGCAGAUCCCAUUACAGCAGCUGUCAUGACAUCCAAUUAAAUUGCCUCUUAUAUAAGAUUAGUUUAAUUUUAUUUUUUGUUUAUUUUUUAUACAGGGGAUGAUGGUUUUAUUGUCAAAGUUUUAAAUCUAUAGUGUAUGUAAGGACCAGUUUGUAAGAUUAGCAUAUUCAUAUUAAUUCGUUUGUUUUCAUUAUUGUAUAAUUGCCUGAAAAUAAGAAUAAUUGUGUUUUCGUUACCUUAGAAUCAGUUCUUUAUAUCUACAAAGGGAGCAGGGUCCUCUGCUGCAGAGACCAACAUGUUGCACCUCCAUGUUUCUACUGUAGCCGAGAAUGGACAAACCAAACACCGGCCCUAGAGAGCAGCUUUGGUGUUUUUUGCAAGUUUCUUACACACUUGGAAAGGGAAGGGUGAGGAGAGGAGUAGUCAGUUGGUUGCAGUCUGCAAGCUCAAUGUCAGAUGCCACUAAAUCCUACACACUGGACCUUUAAACCUCAGUGAACCAAAGAAUGUUUUGACAUUGUCAUUUUUGUUGUUGAUCGUACUCACUGCUAUAACAUGGCACAUUCAUUGUGAUUUAGCAGGGGAGCAGGCAGCAUUCAGCAGGGAAUUAUAUCUUCAGACUAUUAAGUGCAUAACGGAAGUAGAUGCAUGAAUGUCUUCUUGUUCCUUGAAACUGUUUCUGGGGUCACAUUUUAUCCCAUUUUUGUUGUUGUUGUUGUUUUAGUUUAAACGUUGCUGUUAAAUGAGGCCAGGACUCAGUUCCUUGGCCUUUUUUGCAGUCCGUGCUACUUCCCCUUCUCUGUGAUUACAUUUGUAUAAUGUUGAGUUAUUGAGCUGGAAGCUGAAUGGCUGUCAAUAAACAGAUUUUCAUGUCCUUUAUUAAUGUGUGAGAAGUCUGCAGGUAUGUUUCAGAAUUCACAAAACAGAUGGUGAAGGACUCAGAGGGGACGGAUUGAUGAGAUCAUCUAAGCUUCACUGAAAUCUGUCAGGUGUAACAUUAACAGUGUGGGGGUUUCCUGCCCAGGGGCUGAAGAGCAGACAGGUCAGAGAGUAACCCAACACAUACACUGCCUGAAUCCCUUCAUAUUUACUCAUACUGCUCGGUCUAACUCCCCUAUUCUCUGUUCACAAAUCCCACAUUGGAUUUGUGUGAUUGCAGAAAAUGAGAUUUG